Molecule: messenger RNA, 1882 nt
Organism: Micropterus salmoides (largemouth bass)
Lineage: Eukaryota; Metazoa; Chordata; Actinopteri; Centrarchiformes; Centrarchidae
Product: thyrotropin-releasing hormone receptor-like
Exons: 2
Coding region: 36-1208 (390 amino acids)
Biological process (GO): phospholipase C-activating G protein-coupled receptor signaling pathway
Cellular component (GO): membrane
Molecular function (GO): thyrotropin-releasing hormone receptor activity
Source: RefSeq, a predicted model, not a curated record
GAUCAAAUGAAUUGUUACCACAGGACAGGAACACAAUGGAGAACAACACAACCAUCUUUCAGGAUGUCUCUCGGGUUGUAAAUCUGACAGAAAUGCCUCUGAACCCUCUUGAAGAGCAGGUCAUAACAAUAUUUUUGACAAUUCUCAUCUGUGUUGUUGGGAUUGCUGGGAAUAUCAUGGUGGUGCUGGUUGUGCUGCGCACUAAACACAUGGUCACCCCGACUAACUGUUACCUUGUCAGUCUGGCUGUUGCAGACCUCAUUGUGCUCUUGGCUGCAGGGCUGCCUAACAUCUCUGAUGUUGUUGCCUACUGGAUAUACGGAUACACAGGGUGCUUGUGUAUAACCUAUCUUCAGUACCUGGGCAUCAACGUGUCGUCCUGCUCCAUCACAGCCUUCACCAUCGAACGAUACAUUGCUAUUUGUCACUCCAUAAAGGCACAAUUCAUAUGCACCGUUUCCCGGGCCAAGAGGAUCAUAGCUGGAGUCUGGGUCUUUACCUCACUCUAUUGCAUUAUGUGGUUCUUUUUAGUGGACACUGAUGUAACCGUCUAUACCAACGGAGUGGUGGUCACCUGUGGCUACCGUGUCUCCAGGAGCCUCUACAUGCCAAUCUAUUUCCUGGAUUUCACUUUGUUUUAUGUGAUCCCCCUUACUGUGGCCACUGUGCUAUAUGGGCUCAUUGCGAGGAUUUUGUUCAUGAGCCCUUUGCCAGCGCAUCUGAGUGAUGGAGCCGGAGGAGGGUCAGUUCACCAGGGUCACUCUAACAGCACUAACAAGACUAACAAGGGUGCAUUCUCUGCAAGGAAACAGAUAACAAAGAUGCUGGCUGUGGUGGUCAUCCUCUUUGCUUUGUUGUGGAUGCCUUACCGAACACUGGUGGUGGUCAACUCCUUCAUCGACCCACCAUACCACAACACCUGGUUCCUGCUCUUCUGCCGGAUGUGCAUCUACACCAACAGUGCCAUCAACCCCAUAAUUUACAACCUCAUGUCUCAGAAGUUUCGUGUCGCAUUCAAAAAGCUCUGCAAGUGCAACUUGCGGAAGAAGGAGAAGGUGGCAGAGUACAACGUGCCGAUGUAUUACAGUGUGAUGAAGGAUUCGUCCCAUGAGAGCAAUGAGCUGGUCACAGAGCAGGAGGAAAUGAGUGCCCAACCCACCAAGAGGUUCAAUGAAACAGAUGAUGCAAGCACUUCAAGCAUUUCUUAAUAAAGGCUUUGAUGAGUUUGUUGAGUUCAUUAGGUGUGUGUGUGUAUGAUAAAUUAUUUAUGGAAAUCUUUCAUUUUUAUGUUUAUUUGUGUAUUAUUACUGUUAUUUAUACCUGUUACAAAAAGUAUUUGUUGAUGCUGAGGUCUGUAGAUUUUAUUUUGUUUGCUGUUGUUGUAUUUGUGGUGUAGUAGUGGUACUUUUGCAUCAGUAUUGUAACUGUGUUAGAGUGUACUUCACACUGCUUAGUGGGACUUAAUUGCAUCAUAAGGUGCAUGACCAUUACACACAAAUUAGCGGUUCAUGUUUUUGGAAAUAUUGUACUCACCAUUUUAGUGUACAUAAAAAAAGUAAUGACUGGGAAAGAUGGACAUUUCAUGUGACAUGUGAAACUGGUCCAAUGGGUGCAUAUUUUGAAAUUUGCCAUGAGACAAUGUCCAGACUUUUUUUGCUAACUUGUUGUGUCUAGAACUGGUAGGCUAGUUGUGUGCAGCACUGACCUAAUCAUAUUAUCAUAAUAAUGUGUCUCUAGAUAACAAGUGCACUUGUGUUGUUCAUGUGCUCAGGCUGGAGUGUACAGUUCACUCAGAUGUAAUACACUCUUCAAUAGCACUGAUUAACACACAGUCCAGUAUGUUUCCAUUUUUUAAAACACUUAUUUAUACAGGUAUCCCAUU